This is a messenger RNA of Harmonia axyridis, 2081 nucleotides long. RefSeq lists its product as uncharacterized. The transcript is spliced from 3 exons. The record is from RefSeq and is a predicted model, not a curated record. Lineage: Eukaryota; Metazoa; Arthropoda; Insecta; Coleoptera; Coccinellidae. The coding region runs from base 1526 to 1972 and encodes 148 amino acids.
UAUAUGAUUUUGAAGGAUUUCUUUCUUGCUUGCAGCAUACUCACAUAUGUGACAUUUAUGUUCUCUUUUAUUCAAAUGGACAGCAUCUAAAUGAAUUUGAAGGAUUUCUUUCCUGCUUGCAGCAUACUCACAUAAAUGACAUUUAUGUUCUCUUUCAUUCAAAUGGACAGCAUCUAUAUGAAUUUGAAGGAUUUCUUUCCUGCUUGCAGCAUACUCACAUAAGUGACAUUUAUGUUCUCUUUUAUUCAAAUGGACAGCAUCUAUAUGAUUUUGAAGAAUUUCUUUCUUGCUUGCAGCAUACUCACAUAUGUGACAUUUAUGUUCUCUUUUAUUCAAAUGGACAGCAUCUAUAUGAUUUUGAAGGAUUUCUUUCUUGCUUGCAGCAUACUCACAUAAGUGACAUUUAUGUUCUCUUUUAUUCAAAUGGACAGCAUCUAUAUGAAUUUGAAGGAUUUCUUUCCUGCUUGCACAUACUCACAUAAAUGACAUUUAUGUUCUCUUUUAUUCAAAUGUACAGCAUCUUUAUGAAUUUGAAGGAUUUCUUUCCUGCUUGCAGCAUACUCACAUAAGUGACAUUUAUGUUCUCUUUUAUUCAAAUGAACAGCAUCUAUAUGAAUUUGAAGGAUUUCUUUCCUGCUUGCAACAUACUCACAUAAAUGACAUUUAUGUUCUCUUAUAUUCAAACGGAUAGCAUCUAUAUACCCUUCGUUAUUGUUUUUAUGGUUGAAAGCAAAUUCGCCUGUUUCAUAUUUGAAAGACGAUCUUAUUUCAUUCUCAUAAGUGUAAUGCUGAUCAAUGUCCAUGAUUUCAGUCUUCUCAUCCUCAAUAUCCUCCCCAUCAGUCGUGUACUGAAAACAUCUAUGUUGGAGCAGUGAAGUGGUUAAGGAAGGAAUUUCACGAGAAUGUUUGAUGAAUUUUUUGUUUCGUUUCAAGUUGUAGUUUUUUUCUUAAUUAUUUUAUGAUUGGGAAUUUUUGUUAUAUUUAUGUAGUGGGGGAAAUUAACAUAUCACCUCAAUAAUAAGGAUUUUUUUUUAGAGGGAUGAAGUUUAGAUAAGUCGAUUUAACUUUUUCUUUUUUUGAUAUGUUGGAGAAUUGCUUAUGCGUUGGAUUGCUUAUUGCAUUAUUGCAUAAUACUUAUUGAAUAUAUGUGUUUGGGAGAUGAUGAACUAUUGGACAGAAAACAAGGAUAAUAAAGGAAAAGUUAUGGCAACCGAUGUCAUCAUUUUUUCAAAGAGGGAUGUAUCUGUAAUGAUCGGGAAUAUUAAAUUCUCGAUUAUUGGGUCUGGACGUCACCAACGUACAAUAGGUAGACUAUUGUAGUAUAAAACUACCAUAGAGUAAGUAUAUAUAGAGGGGAAACUGAGGUACUAAACUCUGAAACAGUAAUUUAGUUCCACCAACACCUUCCAGAGACCGCUCGCAUCGCUGAUUUUCUGUCUACCUCGAGAAAUAUUUACUUAAACUAGUUCUUUUUGAGUUGAUCCGUCUAACGUGGUGUACCUUAAUUUUUGAUCAGAGAUUUAAUAUGUCGCAGCUAACUUUGAAAACCAACAAAUGUUGUGUUCCUAACUGUGGAGAUAUGUAUAGUAAACGUCAUCGUUUUCCGAAUCCAGAGAAGGAGCCAACAAUUUUUAAACUUUGGCUCGAAAAAGUUAGCAAUCCAUUGCUAAACUCCAGAACACCUCAACAAAUCCGCAAGACUCAUCUGGUUUGUGAUAGGCAUUUUAAGGAUGAAGUGAAAGUGAAUUCCCUUAAAGGAAUUUGGGCAACUGCUAUCCCUGAAUUAUUUCUUCCUGAAUCUUCAAAUCAAGGGGAAGACAGAGAAGUUGAUGAAAUUGAAGGAAUGCAACUCCAAAGUGAUGCUGAGAGGGAAGUAUCAACAGAGGAGAACAGAGAAGAACAGUUGGAGAAUUUUAAGCAGCCUCAGAAAACUUCAGUGAUAAACAGAAAGAGAUAUCGAGGACAACAAUAAAUUGCCACCAAAAGCUGUGGACACGGCAGAGCUGAUCCUUUUCAUGGAUAAGCUCUUCGAUAGCAUGAAUACCAGCAAGAGGUUGGCUCCAAGCGGCAAACCAUUGCAA